Penicillium egyptiacum is the source of this 1734-nucleotide messenger RNA. NCBI's taxonomy places the organism in Eukaryota, Fungi, Ascomycota, Eurotiomycetes, Eurotiales, Aspergillaceae. The record is from the annotation of a GenBank genome assembly.
AUGGCAGCUAUACCGAUUAUUGUCAAACAUGCCGGCAAGCGCCACGAAGUCGAGCUCGAUCCUACGUCGAACGGCGAAACACUCAAGUACCAACUCUUCUCCUUGACUGGUGUGGAACCCGACCGCCAAAAGGUUUUGGUCAAAGGUGGCCAGCUUAAAGAUGAUACACUUCUUUCCUCACUUAAUGCCAAACCCGGGCAGACGUUCAUGAUGAUGGGCACCCCAUCGGGAGGUCAAGGUUCUGCUGACCUUGGUCGGCCAAAGGAGGCCGUCAAAUUCCUGGAAGACAUGACCGAGGCCGAGGUGGCACGACAGGAGGGUGCCACCCCUGCCGGUUUGCAGAACCUGGGGAACACAUGCUACCUCAACUCUUCCCUACAAACCUUGCGGAGUGUCCCGGAGCUUCAGGAAGAGCUCAUGCGGUAUCGGCCAAGUGGAGGAGCUGGACAGUCGAGUCUGUCAGACCUCAGCAGCUUUGGUAUUGGUGGCCUUGGAGGUUCUCGGGAUUUGGCCGCUUCUCUGCGAGAUCUGUUCAAGCAAAUGUCCGAGACCCAGGAGGGCAUUCCUCCUCUGAUGUUCCUCAAUGCUCUCCGAGCCGUCUUUCCUCAAUUCGCCCAACGUGACCGAAAUGGACAAGGAUACUCCCAGCAGGAUGCCGAGGAGGCUUUCUCCCAGAUCUUGAACCAGUUGCGGACUAAGUUGACCAUCACCGAGGGCGAGGGAGAGUCUGCCACUACGACCUCAUUCGUGGAUAAAUAUCUCGCGGGCCAAUUCGAAUCUGUCACCCAGUGUGAGGAUCCCGCCGCUAAGGAACUCGGCGAGCAACCGAGUCAAAGCUCUGGUGUUUUCUAUAAGCUUGAUUGUCAUAUCGGAAAAGAAACGAACCACCUACAGGAUGGAAUUUUGGCCGGUCUCGAAGAGGAAAUCGAGAAAAACUCUCCUCUUUUGGAGCGCAAUUCUGUGUACAAAAAGCGUUCUCGCAUCGCACGAUUGCCCAAGUACCUCACAGUCCACUUUGUCCGAUUUUACUGGAAGCGCGAGACACAGAAGAAGGCUAAGAUCAUGCGCAAAGUGACAUUCCCUGCCGAGUUGGAUGUUGUGGAGUUCUGCACCGACGACCUCCGAAAGCAGCUCAUCCCUAUUCGUGACAAGGUUCGCGAGAUCCGCAAGGAGGAGCUGGAAGUCGAACGUUCUCAGAAACGCCAAAGAGUUGCCGAAGAGCGUGCGCAGCGACAGGCGAAAGAGACCAACUUGGGCGACAGCGGGGAGCCAAUGCAGAAGAAGAAGGCCGCUGAGGAGAACAAGUCUAAAGUCAACGACAAGGAAGGCGACAGCCAAAUGGAGGAAACUUUCAAAACUGAUGCCGAGUACGAAGCAGAAAAAGCGGAAUCUAUCCGCGUUGCGAAGAGAGAGCUCCAAGAGCUUGUCAAUCAACGGGGCGCUGGAGACAGCGGAACCAACCAGUCUGGUCUGUAUGAGCUUCGCGCCGUCAUUACCCAUCAGGGAGCUAGCGCCGACAGCGGUCACUACACGGCAUAUGUCAAGAAACAGGAGCGGGAUGAGCCUCAGACAGGUAACAAGCGCCGCGAGACGGACGACAAGUGGUGGUGGUUCAACGACGAUACAGUGACUGAGGUUGAGGCACAGAAGAUCGAGACCCUUUCGGGUGGUGGGGAGUCACAUUCUGCCCUCAUUUGCCUCUACCGCGCGAUUGAGCUGCCCAAAUCCGAGUAA